GUGGCAAGACUUUAACUGUUGAACAGCUUCAAUAUGUAAAAGAUACAAUCAAUCGAGGUUUCGGUGCCGUCGUAUAUUACUACAAUUCUGCUACUAAUCAGGUGAAACAAGCUGUGUACUUAGACAUACGAAGCUAA
Molecule: messenger RNA, 137 nt
Organism: Racocetra persica
Lineage: Eukaryota; Fungi; Glomeromycota; Glomeromycetes; Diversisporales; Gigasporaceae
Source: the annotation of a GenBank genome assembly